GGUAUGUGUUUUAUAAAACAAUCCUGUUCUAAUGCUAGUUACCUCUGCUGCCUGGUUACCAUGGUGACGAUGAUGAGGAUGAUGAGGAUGAGGAUGAUGAUGCUAAGCUAAUGGUGAUGUCCCUCUGAUUUCAGAGCCCAGUGUGUGUGUGCAUGGGUGUUAGUGUGCAGCAGAGAGCGAGAAGGUGGGAGACUCAGGGAGUCCGGCUGCUGGUCUUACCAUGGCUGACAACACCAGUGAUGAUGAUGUCAUACAUCUGGGCAGCUUCAGCGCACGACGCAGCCAAGGUAACACAUCAAGAAGGAGGACCUACAUAACUAUAUCUGAUGAUUCCGAUGACGAGCUGUCAACAUUUAGACCAAACGUUCCUGUAGUGGUCAAAGAUGACGACGACGAUGACGAUGAAGACGAAGUUAGCAUUUUAGAGGCACGGUGGCCGCCUCGUCGUGUACUGAUCCGACCUGCUGCUCAAUGGGGAGGCAGCACGUCCCAAAGCCAGCCUUGUGCACCAGGCCCGAACCCCAUGGACUCGCACUUUCCUCACUCUUCUGUAGCGCCCGCUCAGCCCGCAUCAGGAAAUCAAGCCAUUGGUGUCUUCACUACGGACCAGAACGCUGUACCUUCCACAUCUAAAGAUGUUAUUUUGUUCAGACCUCACAUUUCCAUUAAAGGCACGCUGCCCCAACCUAGCGAUCCUUUGCCCAGCGCUCAGCAGGCCGGUCAGGGCACGGCUCUUUUCACCCCUGCGAACACAGAGUUACUGGGUGUAAAAGUGGCAGUGGUGAGUCCACACAGAACUGAAAGGUACGCCGGGGCUGUAGUCCCAUUUCCCCCUCAGGAACGGCCGAUGGACACGCCUCAGCCCUCACACACAGCGCAGGAGCCUGAGGAGCGGCAGCAGCAACAGGAGCAGCAGCAGAUUCCCCCACUCUUCCCCGCACGCUUACCGGUGGUAGCUGAAAACGAGAGGCCUGGUCCCUCUACAGCCGCCGAGCCGCCAGCUCCAGAUCCCCAAACAUCUCAGCAGGACAGUCUCAACAUGCUCGUCAGACGAGUGGUGGACCUUUUCCCAGAUGUUGAAGAGCCGUAUGUGGUGGAACUGAUAGAGAGAAGUGAAGUGAAAGAUUUGAAUGUAAUAUGCAAUAUGCUGUUGGAGAAUCCGGAAUAUCCGAGGAAAGCAAACUCUGUAUUAACUCAGAGAAGUGUACUCCUUGAGACAAAUGACAAUGAAACACAGGAAACUGAGAACUAUUUCGAUUAUUCGAAGUUGAAACGUGUUGGCCCAGAGGUUGCAAUGCAAGCUGCAGAAAUGCUGAUGGGAGAUUUCAGGAUGCUAAGCUGCCAGGAUAUCAAAUGGGCGCUGAAUUGCCUCAAAGGACACUAUGCAAUCACCCGCAAGGCCUUAUAUGAAGCCCUUAAGAAGUGGCAAGAAAACUCUACUGACCCCUCAGGGAAGAGGAAGAAGAGGAAAGAGCCAAACGAACGAGCCUUUAUAGAAUUCAAGUUCGAGCAGGGUUCCUUCAAACUGGAGAGGAAAAUGUACUUUCUAGAGAAAAACCGGAGAUGGUGCAGGAGCUUUGACAUGCCGCUUGAGCCUUCUCUAAUGAAAGAGCUUCAGUUUUAUGAGCAGAAAGCAAAGGAAAUGGCUGAGCAUGAAGAUUUCCUGCUGGCGCUGCAAGUGAAUGAGGAACAGUAUCAGAAGGAUGGUCAGCUAAUCGAGUGUGGCUGCUGCUGUGGGGAAUUUGCCUUUGAGGAGAUGACCCAGUGCAGUGAUGGCCAUCUCUUCUGUAAGGAGUGCCUGGUGAAAUACGCACAAGAGGCCGUGUUCGGAUCAGGACGGUCGGAGCUGAGCUGCAUGGAGGGCAGCUGUACCUGCUCCUUCCCCACCAGUGAGCUGGAGAAAGUUUUACCGGAGAACAUCCUGUGUAAAUACUACGAGCGGCAGGCUGAGGAGGCCGUAGCCGCUACCUGUGCAGAUGAGCUGGUCAGGUGUCCGUUUUGUAACUUCCCUGCUCUCCUGGACAAAGAGAUUUCUCUGUUCAGCUGCCCCAAUCCCCGCUGCAGAAAGGAGAGCUGCCGGAAGUGCCACGUGCUGUGGAAGGAGCAUGCAGGAAAGACAUGCGAGCAGGUGCUGGAGAGGGAUGAGAUCCGGCUCCGGGUGGCUUUUGAGGAACGGAUGACUGCGGCUCGCGUCCGGAAGUGUCAUAAGUGUUCGGCGGGUCUCGUCAAGUCGGAGGGCUGCAACCGGAUGUCCUGCCGCUGCGGCGCCUUCAUGUGCUACCUCUGCCGCGAGCCCAUCAACGGGUACAACCACUUCUGCCAGCACGCCCGCUCGCCCGGUGCGCCCUGCCGCCAGUGCAAGAAGUGCUCGCUGUGGACAGACCCCACGCAAGAUGAUGAGCGAAUCAUCCAGGAGAUCCAGAAGGAAGGUGAAGCCGAACUGAACAAAAAGAACAGUCAGUCAGACUCUGCUGGUAAAAGAGUGGGUCCUCCUCCUGACCCCACCCCUCCAAAGAGGACACGGGUGGAACAGGCUCCAGCCCCCAACGCAGCUCCGCAGGCCAUGCGCCCCCCUCUGUUCCUCCCUCAGGUGCUCCUGCCCGGCCCCCAGCGGCUCUUCCUGCAGCCUGUCGCUGCUCCCUACGUGCCCCAGCUGCCCAACCUGCCCCCUCUCAACUACAACGUUCCCAACGCCAACUUUGAUUUCAACAUGCCUAUGCACUACGGCCCGCCACAUCGCUUCUUUAGACCUCUCUGAACAGCCUGUGAUACUGAGAAGUGCAGUUGGACUAAAACGUGUUUUGUCCCAGACUUUAGUAUCUUAUAACCUCAGCCCCUCACUCUUUUCAUGUUGAUUUUUUUUUUUUUAAUUAAGUUCUUUUCAGAAGGCCUAUUUUUUUUGUCUAGAGUGUGAAAAACUACAGGGGGAAACCUACUCAGCGUGCUUCUUUCUGUUUCUUUUUGCUUAUUUUUGGACAAAUCACUGAAUGCUCAUGCACACAAAUUAAUCUGUCCAGCAGUUUUCAGUUGAAUAAAAUAUAUUGGGUGGA
This is a messenger RNA of Pangasianodon hypophthalmus (striped catfish), 3050 nucleotides long. It is a transcript of the gene rnf216, whose product is annotated as ring finger protein 216. Gene Ontology annotation, molecular function: ubiquitin binding. Bases 221 to 2758 code for a protein of 845 amino acids. The transcript has 16 exons. The record is from RefSeq and is a predicted model, not a curated record. NCBI's taxonomy places the organism in Eukaryota, Metazoa, Chordata, Actinopteri, Siluriformes, Pangasiidae.